Drosophila guanche is the source of this 1121-nucleotide messenger RNA. RefSeq names its product ribonuclease H1 (gene rnh1). Gene Ontology annotation, molecular function: magnesium ion binding; RNA-DNA hybrid ribonuclease activity; nucleic acid binding. The record is from RefSeq and is a predicted model, not a curated record. The transcript is spliced from 5 exons. The coding region runs from base 21 to 1019 and encodes 332 amino acids. Gene Ontology annotation, biological process: DNA replication, removal of RNA primer. NCBI's taxonomy places the organism in Eukaryota, Metazoa, Arthropoda, Insecta, Diptera, Drosophilidae.
CGAUAUCCCCCCAAAUUAGCAUGCAUUUACUCCGUUCUUUAACUUAUUUGCGAAUCCAGCGGACAAUGGCGUAUUAUGCUGUUGCGAGUGGGCGAAAGGCGGGAAUCUACGAAACAUGGGCUCAAUGUGAGCAGCAGGUGAAGGGCUUCAAGAAUGCCGUCUACAAGAAAUUCAACACACGCCAGGAAGCGGAGCAAUUCAUAAACAUUAAAAGUAGCUACGCGCCCCAUGAAGUAGCAGUUCCGCUGGGACAAAAGCAGCCUCCGCCAUCAAGCUGGGGCACUACCAAGAAACAGGAGCCACAAUACACAGAAGCAUGGCCAGACGAAGAUCACGACCUGGUGGAGGACGAGCUGAAUGCAGCCAUGAAUGAAGUGGAGGGAGAUCCGAAACCAACCAGCAGUGGUAGUCUGAUCUAUGGAACGACACAAAAACGAAAAUUGGACACCAGCGAAGAUCGACAAAAGAAAAUAAAACGGCAUGUUUCCCGGGUUGCAGAAGCUGCUGGCAUCAAGCACGUCGGCGAAUUUGAGUUUGAAGUCGAUGCCGAGGGCUAUGUAAUUGUAUACACAGAUGGCUCUUGUAUAGGAAAUGGUCGCAAAGGAGCAAGUGCCGGCUAUGGAGUCUACUUUGGCGACAAUCACCCACUAAAUGCAGCCCAGCCAGUGAGCGGACGCGUCACAAAUAACGUGGGAGAGAUACAGGCAGCUAUUCAUGCCAUCAAGACGGCUCUGGAUUUGGGCAUUGGGAAGCUUUGCAUUUACACGGACUCGCAGUUCCUGAUCAACUCCAUAACCUUGUGGGUGCAAGGUUGGAAGAGGAGGGGCUGGAUGUUGGCAAACAAUCAGCCGGUAAAGAAUGUAGUAGAUUUUAAGGAGCUGGACGAACUACUCCAGAACAAGGACAUCAAAGUAAAAUGGAACUAUGUGGAAGCCCACAAAGGCAUUAAAGGCAACGAAAUGGCUGAUAAAUUGGCGCGACAAGGAUCCGCCUUGUACAAAGAACAGAAUUUAAAAUAAUCAUUAAUUAGACAUUAGUUUUUGAAUUUCGCGCUUAGACCAAGGUGUGGAAUGCAGCCGAUAUGGCAGCACCAAAUAAAAUCGCAGACAGUGACAACUCCA